Messenger RNA from Heterobilharzia americana, 5229 nucleotides. Lineage: Eukaryota; Metazoa; Platyhelminthes; Trematoda; Strigeidida; Schistosomatidae. The record is from the annotation of a GenBank genome assembly.
AUGCAUCUCACCGAAGAGGAUGAAAACAAUAUUCAGACGAUAAACGAAUUCAAAGUGACCUGGUUCACCUUAUUAUCUCGGGUGGAUGCUGCACCGACAGUAGACGAAAUUGUCUUGACAUCACUAAAUCAUGUUGCAAAUCUGAUCAUGUGCAGGAAGGGUGGGAAUUCAUCCAAAGAUCUUGUUUUUGAAAUGGCCCUUAGCCUAUGUGUGUUUGAAACCCUCUUCCAGUGGAACUUUGUGUUCACUGGGGCCGAUCUAGAGGCAUACAAAGUGAGAGAACUCCAGUUUUAUGACUCACUGAUAGGAAAUAAUGGAGAGCUAUAUUUAUCUCAUGAAGGUUUUGUUAUACCUUUUAUGGCAACAAUGCAUCAUUGUUCUCUCCGAUCAUGUCUACUUGUUGAACGUGCACUUGUCCGCCUACUGAAUACUGUUUGUGCAAUACUAUCAGCUCAGUUUAAGCCUGGAGUGAUACAGAAUACUCUUUUACAAAAUAUGCUUAAUGGUGAUGAGCAUAUAAAGGACAACACACCUACUGGUUGUUCAAAUGGUCUCCUUUUAUUUCGACGUAUGUGUAUGGGUGUAGUUGAUUUAAGUCAAAUUAACUCUCAUUUAAACAAUAAUAAUAAUGAUGAGAAUAUAACAAAUGUCAAUUUAGAACAAUUUAAUUUUAAUCCAGGACUAGUAUCAUUAAAAACAAUGGAGUCUAUUGACUGGGCGAUGUGUUUAGAGUGUAACAAAGUGGAUAGUGAUACUGAAAAGCAUACAGCAUUCUCAUGUGAUUUUGAAGAAUCACCUUCAUUCAACGAUAACAGUAACAGAGGAUUACCAACAAUUGAUUCUAUUUGUGAUCUUUUAGCACCGUAUAUCUUUCGUGAUGGUGAUCUGGGUUGGCAGGCUAGAGAUUCCUUACUACUGAUUGCAGCGUACUCAUUGAGAGAUGAAGAAUUCAGUCAUAGUAUUGCUAAAUAUUCGUCAAUUUGUGCAGUGAUAGCUACUGGAUUAGGAAUGCUUUAUACAGCUUUACCUCACCGUUUAGUGAAUAAUAAUUCACCGGAAACUUGGCCUAUCCUUAUACGAACACUGGAUACAAAUCAAGAAGCAAAUACACGUUUCACUGAAUUUUUAGGUGCACUGGAUUUUUGUCGUUCACUUCUUGAGAUUGCUCAUCCUUUAAUACAAUCCUGCCUGUUACACUGCAUUCAUGCUAUCUUCUUUGUCUCAGUUAUCGGUCCAGCUCUUACACAAAGAGCUGCUGAAGAUGUGAUCACUGCCACUGUUUACUUGGAACAAUUUAUCAUUCAUACUGUUGGCUCUUCACUACUACCUAUAUUACUUCGAUUUCUCUUGAUGAAAUUACCAUCACAUACUGUUCUUGAUUCGAACUCACCGAUGACUCAUCCAACAGUUGGGGAUAUUGAUACUAGUAAUAACCAAGGUUCUUCUACUGAAUCUUCACCGAUCAGUGAAAUCUCUCAAGAUAAUAUGAAUCCAUCAGAAUUCUUCACUGAAUCUUCUGAUCAUUGGACGAAUGACAAUAUCUUGACUUCCGUCAAUAGUUCAACUUCCAGUACCACUUACAUGGAUUUAAUCAUUGCUCGAAUACAUCAGUGUAACAGUUUACUCGGUAUUACAACAUUAUCAUUGAUGAACACUAUAAUUGAUUUGCAUUGUGAAGAUGUCAUGUUUGUCCUUGUGUUAAAACAUUUAAUUUCAGUCAGAGAUAGUCUAUUCAGCAUUGGUUGGACAUGGCCAGAUGCAAGCAGUUUAACUAAUACUUCAACAAAAAUUCUUGAUUUAUCAUCUACAAAAUUUGAUCAUAUUACACCUGGUUAUGAUAAUCCAUCACAUAAUAAUGACGAUGAUGAUGAUGAUAUUAUGAGUAAAAUUACACUGAAUAAGAAGAUGAUUAAUCAUAAUUGCCAUCAACAUGUUCACUAUUCUAGUCAACAUCAAAAUGAUAAUAGUACAGGUGAUAGUAAUCCGAGUAAUGCAAUUGCACAGUUAGAUAUUGAUGAUAUGGAAGAGUAUACUUCUGGUUCAUCUUUAACUCAUCAAGAGAUUUCUAACAAUGAAGGACUUGAAGCUUUAGGUAGUAAAAGUGAAUCGAUUGUUGAGCAGUUAGAUAACCUACCAGUGGGUGGUCAAUUCUUAGCCAGUCAUUUAUUAAUUCCACAUACAGAAUUAACAACAAAUUCACUGAUCAUGAAUAAUUAUGGUAAUGAUCUUCAUAUUGGUGUUACCGAUCAUGUGAACAACACCGGGAAUACCGGUAAUCUUACUAACUUCUCACAACAAACUGGACAAGAAUUAUCCUACAAGUUGUCUAAUGCCUCUUCAUCUUCUCCUUCGUAUAUUUCUAAUAAUUUUUCAUCAAAUAAUUCCUCUCCAGUUCUCAUUAAUUCACCUAAUCCAAUGCUUGAUUGGUUGUCUUAUACAUCAUGGGCGCAUCAAACUAUUAAGAUACGUAAAUACGCUUGUAAAACAUGGCAGUUAACAUUUGAUGCUGUUCAACCAACAAUUGAACAAAUUAAUUUAUUAGAUGAAAAUUUAAAAAAUUUAAAAAUGACCGAAAAAGAAUUUACAUGUUAUCAAAAAACACGUAAAUUCUCUGAAUAUGAUUGUCGUAUCGGUUUAGACCCGUAUAAAAUAUACACAGAUUAUAAAUGUUUUGUUACUCGAAAUUGUUGUCCAUUUCUUGAAGAUAUAAAAAUGAAAGCAAAUGAAUUGCAUGCUAAAGCAUUGUGUACAGCUGCUACAAAAUUGAACAUUGAAACUGAUCUUGACUUAGCUGAUUCAGACAACAUGGAUGAGUGUGAAACCACGAUAAACAACUGUAAUUAUAAGGCUAAGCCACAACAAAAAUAUUAUCAAGAACAAUUACCAACUAAACAACCUCACAAAAAUGGUAGCAAUAGUACUACUUCUCUGAAGCAUGCAUUGACAACGUCCAAUUCUGCUGAUCAACAUCUCUGUUCUAUGUUUACUAAAUGUAAAGAGACCUCCAAAUGUUCCAGUGGAUCUUUACAUCAUGAUCAUCAUGCCAUCAAAUCGUAUGAUAAAACAUUAAUUAAGUCAUGGUAUCACCUUAACUUCCUUGACUCAUUCGACGCAUGUGAACAGUUGACAACCAAUAACGGUGAUAAUAUUUUAGCUACUCAUGACGACCCUACUGAUAUUGAAAAAGAUAACUCUGCAUCUAUCGAAACCAAUUCUACUGAGAACAGUUAUGAACUAAGUCAAUUCAUUGAAGAACUAGAAAAUAUUCCAUCUGAAAGCCUAACUCAUAACUCUAACAAUUCACAGAAACCCUACGAAGAGAAUACUAACCAACAGGCUGCUACCACUCCCACCAGUAAUAAAUGUGGUAGCUUAUCCUGUUUAGAUGACCAUACAGAUGAAACUUAUAGGAAUUUUGAUAACUUACUUGAGCAGUUGAGAGCGACUAGCCUGCUCACACUGCCUAUGCAGUUCACUGAUAAUUAUCAAGAAGAAUUGUUUGAUGUUCCUUUGACUAUAGUAUCAAAACAGUGCUCUUCGCAGGAAGUUUCGCUAGCAUUGUCAAACAAUGAGACCUUAAAUGCAGACUACUCAAGGUUAUGUUGUAACAAAAACACUAAUCAAACAAAUGGAACGUCUAAGGAUAACUUGUGUAGUAACCAUCAUCAUCGUGGACAUGAUUACUGUGAAGCGGGUUUUACACAUGGGUCAUUGAAUAACUUGAUACAAGCUCGUUCAAAUGAUUCAUCAUCAGCAGAAAAUAACGACUAUGGUAGUCCUUCCUCACUAGUGACAAUACCAAGAAAUGUCAAUCAAAAAAUGGAUAAUCAUCUAACUGUGUUGCGCAAUGAAGAUCAUUCACCUUGUCGUAUACAACCUCCAUCUUCAUUAUCAUCAUCACCAUCAAAAGUGGCGGUAAUUUGUUCAAAAAAACGACUUAGCAUUUCUACUGUCUCAUCAACAAUAUCCAGUGCUUAUUUAGAGACAAUACAACACUUAUCACAAAAUACAUGUAAAGAGUCAUUAGGUUAUAAUGGAGUUGAUUUUAAUGUCAACAACACUACUAGUGAGUGUACUGCACCACCCAUCAUAACUACUACUAAUACCACUAACAACUCUACUCAUGAGAAGGACAUGGACUCUCUUACAACUCAUCCAAAUUUAGGUCCAUUUUUAACAACUCUGUUAAAUCGUCUGGAGAACUUUACCAAUAAUUGUUUCUAUGCAAAUCUCUAUCUAACCAACUUGGUAUCUAGUCUAGCAUCAUAUCCUGUACCAUUGUUAAGAGCUAUGCUUUUCCUAACAAAUACAUCAAAUCUUUCUCAAAAUAUUAUGAUAAAUUCACAGUCUAGUCUUAAAAUUAGAGCUUUACACGAUGAUGUCCUACGUUGUCUACCCUAUAAUAUUUUAUGUUUAAUUAAAAAACAAAUUGAUUUAUUUGCUGUAUUGUAUACAAGACAAUGUAAAUACUUUGGUCUAUUGAACACAUUGAAUGGAUAUAGUUUCAGUGAAUUAAAACAAGAAGCACGUCGAUAUUUGAAUUAUGAAACAAUUGAUCCAUCAAAAUUACCACCAGUAUCUGCUACAUCAAUGUCUGGAGUUGAAAGUAAGAAGAAAAGAUUCAGUGAUUCAAACAAUUCUCAUAAGGAGCCAAGAUAUCUAUCAGCUAAUAAACAAGACAUAUCACCUAUGAUGAAUUCAAAUAAACGUUUCUACUUUAGAAAAUGGUUCAAUCUUUCAUCGAAAACUAACAUCAAGAAUACUAGUAGUAAUAAUACUGUCAAUAAUAAUAAAACCAAUAAAAACACUGAUAAAAAUGGAAAAUCUUCAUCUAGUAAUACAUUGAAUCUCAAAGAUCUGAUUGAUUUCUCGCAAAUUUUACAAAAACCAAUGUCACAAUUCACUCUUCCAACUGAUUUAGAUGAUAAUCAACAAUUGAUUAAUGGUUUAUCUCUUCAUAACUCUACCUCUCCAAUUAUUAAUAGUUAUGACAGUUAUGGUAGUGGUAAUGGGAACCAUCGACGUAAAAGCUUUAGACUGUCAACAAGAAAACAAUCGAAAUUAACUAGUGUAAAUUAUCAACACACUAAACAGAAUAGAAUAGUAAAUGAAGAUGAUUUACCACUGGAUAUACCUAGAAUACAAAGAAUGGUAUUGUGUGCAGUAAUAUUUGAGGAUUUUUGUAAAGAAUUAGCUGCUAUUUGUACAGAACAUAGUAUUCAAUGGUGA